CUGCACCUUUCCCCUCUCACAGGUGGAGAAUGAGGCAUCAGGGGAGGACUGUCGGCUGGGCAGGAGGGAGGGACGUCCUUUUUCUGGGGUCACAGCCUGUGUGGACUUCUGUGCUCACGCUCACAAGGACACUAGCAACAUGAACAAUGGCAGCACCGUGGUUUGCACUUUAACCAAGGAAGAUAACCGUGCAGUGCGUAACAUACCAGAAGAUGAGCAGCUCCACGUGCUGCCACUUUACAAGAUCUCCGACAGAGAUGAGUUUGGUCAGGUUGAGGGCCAGUGGGCCAAGAUCCAAAGUGGUGCACUGCAAGUUCUGUCUGCCUUUCCCCGAGAGGUUCGUCUGCUGGCUGAACCGGUGAAAUCAGCCCGUAAGAUUAGGCAAGAAGCUCGUCAGAAGGCUCAAGCAGAACGGAUGGAGAAGAAGCUCGGCCUGACUCCUCUCACUCCAGGGAAAGUAAAAGUUGAAACCCCCAACAAAGAGCCACAAGGCUACUACAGCGCUUACAGACUACCACCCAGACCUGCCAGUGUUGGAAGGUACCCACCUGAAAGGAAUCAACCCAGCACUUACAGCCAGAGCACCAGCAACUACCCCACUCCAGGUGCAGGGGUCGCCCCACAGAGGGAGGUCAUCUCGCCCAACCACCACGGCCUGCCGGGCCUCCAGUUUGGACAGAAUGGCUCAGCUCUCACUUAUAAGACAAUGAGUGACACCAUGAAUGGUUAUUCUCCAGCAUCUGGUAACCAGAGCAUUCUGUCAGAACAUAUACCUCCACACAACACCCUUAGAGACUACCCCAGUCCUUUUAAAACUGAGCCCAACGAGGUGCACUGCUCUCCUCUGCGCAGACUCUCCCCCAGUGCUCCUCCUCCCUCCUCUUUCUCCCCCAGACCUACCUCUGAGGGCCUCUUCAGCAGGCUCAACGGACUCCACAGGGCUGCAGAAGAUGUCGCAGCAGAGGUCAGGGAUCAUGGCCUCCCUCCGGUCGCAUCUCUCGCUCUUCCCCUACAAGCUCCCCCAAUUGAACCGGAGGAAGUUAAGCAGGAAGAGGUGUGGUCGGACAGCGAGCACAACUUUCUGGACCACGAAAUAGGCGGAGUCGCCGUGGCACCAUCGCAUGGCUCCAUCCUAAUCGAGUGCGCGCGGCGGGAGCUCCACGCCACCACCCCGAUCCUCAGGCCCAACCGCAGCCACCCCACCCGCAUCUCCCUGGUCUUCUACCAGCACAAGUCCCUGAAUGAGCCAGGCCACGGAAUGGCUAUGUGGGACGCCAAAAUGGCCAAGCGGGAACGGGAUCGGGAGGAGGAGGCCGAGAGGUUAAGGAUGGAGGGCAGCCUGGGGAAAAAUGCUGGAGGGGCGGAGGGAGAGGAGGAUGCAGGUGAGGACGCAGAAGAGACGAGGAGGAAUAUGAAUGUCCCCACACGUCAGGCAUGGACUCUCCCGAGGGAUGGCGUCAUCACCGUGUCCCCUUAUGCUCUUACCCAAGUGACGGGCCCUUACAACCGCUGGACUUAGUCAGCAUGUUUUACACCUAAACACACACGAACACACACACACACACACACCCACAGAAACUCCUACACCCUGUGCUUCUGCCUUACCUCAAUCAACUUCAAACUGCUACUCUCAUUUUUAUGUCGUUUUCAUUGUGCUUUUCUAAUAUCUGUUAACUUUGUCCUUCUUCGUCUCUGCCUUCGAAGUGAUGGGGAAGACCAAAGUUUGUUGGCUUUUUAACUGUGAGUUUCGGUGUUGGUUUUUAUUGUAUAGAGAUGGUGCUUUGAAGCAUUUAAAGACGUUUUUAAACUGGUUUUAUAUACAUGAUAACGAACAAAAAAGAUGUGAUUAUUUAUUCUGAUCAUAACGAUUUCUAUUUAAUUUCUGGUGUAAGCCUGUUUACUGCAAGAUUUCUAUGAUAACCUGCAUUAUGUGUUGACGCUCAGAAUUUAUGUUGUACAGUAGGACUAUACUUUUUUUUUUUUUUUUUUAAUUUCAGCCAAUAGUUCUCUUUUCAUGAGAUGAAUCUGAUUGGCUUUUACAUUGGUGCCAUUCUCACUGUAAUCUUUGUUAACUCAUUACAUCACAUAAUGUAGAAUACAAGACUAAUAUUGUGCGUAUAUUUACUACAGAUUGUCACAUGUAGCAUUGUGCUUUUCCUUCUGCUGCCUCUGACUUCCGUUGGUGGUUGAUGAAAGAACUGUACGUCUUUGGUUUCUUGUUUUGUUUUUUUUCUCUACAUCUGGAUGGUUUGUCUUUUAUUCACAGAUAUGUAUGGCAUAUUAAGAAGCACUUUUUUUUAUUUUCCUAAACCUAACUUGAAAAAGGUCCCAGUCCAUAGGCCUAAAUAUGUAUGUACAGACAGAGAUAUAUAUGACAGUUUAACAUGAACCCUGUUUUAUUUUUACAGUAUUUCUGCAUUUGUUUGCUUUUCACUCAUUUGAUCGAAAACGGCAUACAUAUCAAAUGAAACUUAAUGAGGAAUCAUGAAAUGCUGCAUUAGUGAAGUGCUUGUCAUUAGUGGCACUUAACUUUUGUUCAGCUUCUGGAAAAGAAAUUCAAAAGUCUUUCAGAGGGAACAAGUGUGAUCAUAGGAAUUCAAAAACUUACUGUACAUUUUAAUGGUGCUAACGAAACCUCUGUUUGUUUUUUACAGAAACCACAAAGUGUCACAUUAUGUCAAACAGAAUAUUGCCAGCUUUGAUGUCCAUACUCUGGAUUUGAAUAUAAAAAAAAAAAAAAACUGUGUUAGCCACUGCUGAAUAGUCAAACUAUUUCCUCUGCUGCCUCCUCCUCCUCUUUCCUCUUGUUGUAAAACCACUCAAACAUCAGAUCCCACUCAGACAAUUGCCUAAGACGAUUUCGGGUGCUCGACCCUCGUGAAGACUUUGUUUACAGAACUUUCUUACAGGGUCUGAAUAAAGGGGUUGCUGUCAACUCCUGGUGAAUCAGGAUUUUUAGUCUGUUUUUUUGUUACCCAUGAAAGAAAAGCUCUUCAUUUUUAAGAACACAUUAAUAAAAUUUUUAGCACAACCGGUAAAGACCUUUCACUGAUAUUCACACUAACGCUGAUGGCAUAAACAUGUUUGCCUUUUUUUUUUUUUUUUUUUUUUUAAACACAUUCUUUGACUUGCUUUUGGUGCUAAUAGGACAAGAUGUCAAGGUACACACAUUGACUUAACCUGCUUAUUUACUUACAUAACAGUGAUGGCAUGGUGCUUUUUCAAACUCAGCACUCACUGAUCUGUUGUAGGAUUCAAUGCAAAGGUAGUUUUUAUCAUUUCUCUGGAACGUUACUUACUUGACAACAGACUGAGAUGCAUUAGCUGCGAUGUUUGUCGAGCGCGAGUACAGGAAAAAAAAAAGAAAAAAAACAGGCAAAUUACUGUGCAGAUGUCCAUGUAGAGUUCAGAUGUCUUCCACGGAUAACCCAGCUCUCCAAUAGUUCUCAAAAAUCACAACAUACAUGCAAGAGAAAUGAAUGUAAACAAUUUUUAAAUCUGUUGAUUUAGAAAGAAUAUUUUCAAACAUCACAUGACAAAAUUACUGUUGUAAAUGUUUCUUUCGAUUUACUGUGGCUGACUUUUUCAGUCCACGUUGAACAUGUUUGUAUCAAUAAGGAACUAACAAAGAGCACCAGCAUUCAAAAAACUGAAAAAAAAACAAAAAAAAACUUUUAUUAGUAGAAAAUGUGUAAAUAUGUAUGUGAACCACAUUGUUUUUACUGUAUUGUUAAUGGUGUUUAGACAAUGGGUGAUCUUGCUUAUUUUGAAACUGAAUUACUGUAUGUUGCUGCAAAUAUAUCCAGUUUAGACUUGAGAAGAGACUAAAUUUAGCAUUCCUUUUAUGGAUGGCUGAUCUCUUUCGGGAUUGUGAAAUAAAGUCAUAUUUAUAUUUUGGACCUGA
Stegastes partitus (bicolor damselfish) is the source of this 3904-nucleotide messenger RNA. Its product is annotated as methylcytosine dioxygenase TET3-like. Gene Ontology annotation, biological process: chromosomal 5-methylcytosine DNA demethylation, oxidation pathway; positive regulation of transcription by RNA polymerase II. Gene Ontology annotation, molecular function: DNA 5-methylcytosine dioxygenase activity. The coding region runs from base 140 to 1519 and encodes 459 amino acids. Lineage: Eukaryota; Metazoa; Chordata; Actinopteri; Pomacentridae. Gene Ontology annotation, cellular component: nucleus. The transcript is spliced from 4 exons. The record is from RefSeq and is a predicted model, not a curated record.